Penaeus indicus is the source of this 7819-nucleotide messenger RNA. Its product is annotated as muscle M-line assembly protein unc-89-like. NCBI's taxonomy places the organism in Eukaryota, Metazoa, Arthropoda, Malacostraca, Decapoda, Penaeidae. Gene Ontology annotation, molecular function: guanyl-nucleotide exchange factor activity. The coding region runs from base 236 to 7819 and encodes 2527 amino acids. The record is from RefSeq and is a predicted model, not a curated record. The transcript has 34 exons.
GCCUAGCUAGGAAGAGGGGCACCGGGAGCACACCUCAUCCGACCGUUGCUUUGGUGUGGUGACCCGCGUGGUUGUCCUGUUUGGUCCAAGGGGAAGCUUGUUCUCUCCUGGCUGCCAGCCGUCCCCUCUUGUCGCAAGAACACAGGCGAUUGGGUGUCUGAUCGACGGCAGUACCUUCUGUAAGAUUCCGGAUGUUCUGACGACGUGACUGGGGAGACACGCCAGAACACCCAUCAUGUCCCACAAAUAUGUGUCCAACAAAGCUGUCUUAAAGGACAAAGGGUUCCUUUCGAAGCUGGGCUCGACCCUGAUGGGCCGAUCCAACCCGGACCCGUUCGUAGACGUGAAGGUACAGUCAUCCAUCACCUGGCGCAAGACAUCUGAUGUAAAGGCGCGAAUCAAGACCGCCACGGGCACAAUACCUGUGUAUGAUGACCUCGGCGAGGAAGAGAUGGCCGUCCUUCAGGCGGAGGCCCUGGCAGCCGCCGGAGGAUCGGCCCCCUCGUUCUCUGGGCCCGCGGCCGUGGCGGUGCAGACCGCGGCCCUGGCGGCAGGAUUCGGGCAAGAGGAAACAACUCAAGAGGCAACGACCGUCGCGACCUACCUGGUGAAGGAGGACUACAGCCCCGAGGACUCCGAGGGGCUCGCCGCUGUGUCGGGACAGAAGUUGAUCCUCGUUGACAAAUCCAGCCCGAACAAACGCCCAAGACUCGAGGGAGAUGAGGCUGGCACGCAGCUCCUGGACAACUCCGCGGCUCGUCACAAGAUGGCGAUCCGACCCAAAAGAAACCAUCCCGACCCCCGAUCACGCGCCCACGACACCGGCGAGGAGAGAUGGCUGAUGCGAGACCAAGAAUCAGGGAAGGAGGGCCUAGUUCCCUCUCGUAUCCUGGAGCUGCACAGCGAAUUCACCACCAGCAUGAUCGCCAGCCUAAAGCGUUCUGUGCAGCAAAUCGCCAUGGAGGAGACGGCAGAGGUGAAGAAGAACCUCAUGAAGGAGAUCCGAGAAUACAAGUCCCGCAAGAGCUCUAGCAAGCUGCUUGGACCCUCACCUGAGGACGAAGCCAGAGCCAAGAGAGCGGCGACCAUCCGAGAGCUGAUCGAGACGGAGGAGGAGUUCGUCCGCGACCUGGAGUUCGUAAUGGAGAACUACUACAGCCUCAUGGACAAGAACACGACGCCGCGCAAUGUCCGUGACCACAAGGAGCUCAUCUUCAACAACUUCAAAUUUAUCGCAGAUUUCCACAAGAACGUCCUGAUCGAAGGAGUGAAGUACAACGUGGAGGUGCCGAAGAUGAUUGGGAAAACAUUCCUUCGACUGGAACGUGACUUCGACAAGCACGCCGAGUACUGCAGCAAUGAACCGUUGGCUCAAGAAUUCAUCGAGAAUAAUAUUCCUGUUAAAGAAUUCUUCGAAGAGUACAGUCAGAAGCUCGGGGACGACAAGCGUCUCCAGGAGCACCUGAAGCUUCCCAUUCAGCGGCUCAACGACUACCAGCUCCUGAUCAGGGAGCUGGUCAAGUACAGCACUCGCCUGGGCGACGACCCCUCCGACCUCCAGCGUGCGUUUGAGUUGAUGCAGACGAUCCCCCAGCGGGCCACCGACGCUAAAUUCAUCAGCUCCAUUGAAGGUUUCAAGGGAAAUCUUUUCAAACUUGGCAGGCUUCUUAGACACGACUGGUUCAGCGUGAAGGAAGCUGGCCAAAAGGCUCGAGACCGCUAUCUGUUCCUGUUCAAGGCGCGCAUCCUCAUCACAAAGGUCAAGCGAAUAUCCGAGGACCGCUCCAUCUUCAUCCUCAAAGACAUCAUCCGACUUCCAGAAACAUCUCUCGGAAGUUUGGACAACCCAAAGGCAAUCGAGUUCUUCCACAUCGAGUCCCUGACCCAUCCCAACUACCCAAUCUUCAUUGAAGCUCGAACGCCAGAAAUCCGUGAAGCCUGGCUGGCUGGCAUCGGAGAGUACGUCGUCGACACAGCAUCGGUCGAAGACCUCCUGUUUGACGACGAACUCCGUGUUGUCUCUCAGGACGUAGACGAGGACGACGCUGGUGUUGUCUCACCCGUCCCCGAAGUUCAGGAAUUCGAAGACCUUCCUGAAGACGGCGAAGCCGCUGAAGCUCUUCCAGAGCAGGAAGACUUUUGGGCGAGAGAACCAUCUCCUCCCGCUAAAAGGCAAAAACCAGAGGCUGUACCCGAGGAAAUCGCUGAGGUAGACUUUUGGGCACAAAAAGAACCCACCCCUCCGAGGAGAAAGCCAGUCCCUGAGCUCACUCCCGCAGAGGAGGCUGCUCCAGAGCAGGUAGAGGAAUCCACUCCUGUAGCAGAGCAGGAAAAGGCAUCAGCUGAACAGGCAUCAUUCAUUCCUCAGGAACCCUCCCCAUCCGCACAGCAGGAGUCUGAAGAUACUGUUGAGGACAUUUGCGCCAAGAAAGAAACAUCUAAGAAGACAAAAACUACAGAUACAGUUCAGGAAGAACAUAUAUUUGAACAAAUACAGGAAAGUUUAGCAAUCACUGCUGGGGCAAUAGUUACAGAAACAAAAGUGCGCGAGCAAUCAGAGUCACCAAUCGAUAUUUGGGGAAGCAGGGACCCGUCCCCAGCCGGCGGGAAAGACAAAGUCGAGGAGGAAGAAUACCAAGAAGACGAAUUUCAUGAUACAGAAGAAGACGAGGCGGCGCUCAUUGAAAGAUGGUUUGACAGUGAGACAGCUGUACAAAAGGAGGUAAAAACAUCAAGAGAACAAACAGUAGUUGUUGAACAAGAAGAAAUAAUCGACAUUUGGGGAAGCUCAUCCCCUCCAUUGAGAUCGAGAACUCAAGUUCCUUUCAUAGAUGAAGGAAAAGAAGACAAACAGGAAGAAUCUCCAGACGAAGAUCUGAUAGAAAGAUGGUUUGAUACUGAAGAACAAGCUUCUGGUGAUAAAAUACUUUCAGAAGCCUUUGAAGAGGAAGCAGAAAGAGCUCAUCUCUCAGCUGAAGAAACAGAAUCACCGCCCCCAAAGAAGCCCAAAAUUGACGAAACUCAACUCCAUAUUAGUGGCUCAUCAUCAUCCGAAUCACCUGUUCAAGAAAAACCUGAAGCUAGUCUUGAAGACUUCUGGGCAAAACGUGAUAGUUCUCCUACACGACCUAAACUUCAAGUAAUAACUGAAUCGACUCCAUCACCUCCAAAGUCACCAGUUGAAGAAAAGGCAGACAUAAAAGAAUCACCCCCAAAGUCACCAGUCAAAGAAGAACCAUCACCUGCUGAGGUUGAGGAAGCCUCUGUGGAAGACUUCUUUGCUGGACGGGAGAGUCCACUUGCAAGACCCAAACCUGUGUUACAGCCUGAAGAAGUAAGUGACACAGUUCCAUCGCCCUCAAAGUCACCAGUUAAAGAACCAUCACCGGCUGAGGGUGAGGAAGCUGCUGUGGAAGACUUCUUUGCUGGACGCGAGAGUCCACUUGCAAGACCCAAACCUGUGUUACAGCCUGAAGAAGUAAGUGACAUAGUUCCAUCGCCACCAAAGUCACCAGUUAAAGAACCAUCACCUGCUGAGGCUGAAGAAGCCUCUGUGGAAGACUUCUUUGCUGGACGCGAGAGUCCACUUGCAAGACCCAAACCUGUGUUACAGCCUGAAGAAGUAAGUGAGACAGUUCCAUCGCCACCAAAGUCACCAGUCAAAGAAGAACCAUCACCUGCUGAGGGUGAGGAAGCUGCUGUGGAAGACUUCUUUGCUGGACGCGAGAGUCCACUUGCAAGACCCAAACCUGUGUUACAGCCUGAAGAAGUAAGUGAGACAGUUCCAUCGCCACCAAAGUCACCAGUUAAAGAACCAUCACCUGCUGAGGCUGAAGAAGCCUCUGUGGAAGACUUCUUUGCUGGACGCGAGAGUCCACUUGCAAGACCCAAACCUGUGUUACAGCCUGAAGAAGUAAGUGAGACAGUUCCAUCGCCACCAAAGUCACCAGUUAAAGAACCAUCACCGGCUGAGGGUGAGGAAGCUGCUGUGGAAGACUUCUUUGCUGGACGCGAGAGUCCACUUGCAAGACCCAAACCUGUGUUACAGCCUGAAGAAGUAAGUGAGACAGUUCCAUCGCCACCAAAGUCACCAGUCAAAGAAGAACCAUCACCUGCUGAGGCUGAAGAAGCUGCUGUGGAAGACUUCUUUGCUGGACGCGAGAGUCCACUUGCAAGACCCAAACCUGUGUUACAGCCUGAAGAAGUAAGUGACACAGUUCCAUCGCCACCAAAGUCACCAGUCAAAGAAGAACCAUCACCUGCUGAGGGUGAGGAAGCUGCUGUGGAAGACUUCUUUGCUGGACGCGAGAGUCCACUUGCAAGACCCAAACCUGUGUUACAGCCUGAAGAAGUAAGUGAGACAGUUCCAUCGCCACCAAAGUCACCAGUUAAAGAACCAUCACCUACUGAGGGUGAGGAAGCUGCUGUGGAAGACUUCUUUGCUGGACGGGAGAGUCCACUUGCAAGACCCAAACCUGUGUUACAGCCUGAAGAAGUAAGUGACACAGUUCCAUCGCCACCAAAGUCACCAGUCAAAGAAGAACCAUCACCUGCUGAGGGUGAGGAAGCUGCUGUGGAAGACUUCUUUGCUGGACGCGAGAGUCCACUUGCAAGACCCAAACCUGUGUUACAGCCUGAAGAAGUAAGUGACACAGUUCCAUCGCCACCAAAGUCACCAGUUAAAGAACCAUCACCGGCUGAGGGUGAGGAAGCUGCUGUGGAAGACUUCUUUGCUGGACGCGAGAGUCCACUUGCAAGACCCAAACCUGUGUUACAGCCUGAAGAAGUAAGUGACACAGUUCCAUCGCCACCAAAGUCACCAGUCAAAGAAGAACCAUCACCUACUGAGGGUGAGGAAGCUGCUGUGGAAGACUUCUUUGCUGGACGGGAGAGUCCACUUGCAAGACCCAAACCUGUGUUACAGCCUGAAGAAGUAAGUGACACAGUUCCAUCGCCACCAAAGUCACCAGUUAAAGAACAAUCACCGGCUGAGGGUGAGGAAGCCUCUGUGGAAGACUUCUUUGCUGGACGCGAGAGUCCACUUGCAAGACCCAAACCUGUGUUACAGCCUGAAGAAGUAAGUGAGACAGUUCCAUCGCCACCAAAGUCACCAGUCAAAGAAGAGCUGAAAGUAGUUCCACCAACUGCAGAGUUUGAUGAAGCUGCUCUUGAGGACUUCUGGUCUGGACGUGAGAGUCCUCUUGCAAGACCUCAGCCCAAGUUUCACAUUGAAGACUUGGAGGCAACUGAGUCACCUCCAAAGUCCCCUCUAAGAACGCCUACUGAAAUAGAACCUACACUCUCCCUUCAUGUUGAGGAGGACAGUAUCAGUAAAACCUCUAGGGACUCUGAUGAAGUUGUUCAGCUUUUCGAAGAGCUAGCAGAGGAAAGUAAAGGCAAUGGCGAAUUAGCAGAUUUUUGGUCAACGCAUGAUAUUCCAACCCCAAAACCACAGAGCCAGUUGGAAAAAGAAAUCUCAGAAGAGGAACCUGAGGUUCUUGAAUAUGAGCUUGAAACAACUGCCAUUUUGUCGACAGAUAUACAUGAAGUGAUUAGGCUAUCUGAAGAAAUAGAAAAAGUUGAAAAGACUGUAACUGAAGUGUCAACGGAGGAAAUUUCAGAGUUUAUUGCCCCAGCAGUGGUUGAGGAAGACUUGAGCAAAGAUUUGACACCGAAGGACAAACCUGAGCCUUCGAAGCCUGCUGAAGCAAAGUCUGAGGCCCCGAAACCAGCUGAGGUCAAGCCUGAACCUCCCAAGCCAACUGAAGCUAAGGUAGAGACUCCCAAACCAGCAGAGGUUAAGCCUGAGCCUCCCAAACCAGCAGAGGUUAAGCCUGAGCCUCCCAAACCAGCAGAGGUUAAGCCUGAGCCUCCCAAACCAGCAGAGGUUAAGCCUGAGCCUCCCAAACCAGCAGAGGUUAAGCCUGAGCCUCCCAAACCAGCAGAGGUUAAGCCUGAGCCUCCCAAACCAGCAGAGGUUAAGCCUGAGCCUCCCAAACCAGCAGAGGUUAAGCCUGAGCCUCCCAAACCAGCAGCGGUACCGAAGCAGGAACCUCCUAAACCCGAAGUUCAGACCAGAGCCCCUCUUGCGAAGCUUGCUACUCCAGCACCCCACAAAAUGCAGGAACCAACUACUCCGUUCACUCCAGGCGGAACGCCCAAGCCUGUCUUUACUAAGACCCUCAAGGGAGAUGUUGUAGAACCCGGCGAUGGCGUGACCUUCGUCUGUGAGGUUGCACACCCCGCGCCCUACUUCAUCACUUGGCUCAAGGACUCCAAGCCGUUGGACGACAAGCUGGCCGACCGUGUCCAGCAGACGGACGCAGGAGCCAAGCACGCCCUCAAGAUGACCGACGAAGGCUGCAAGCAUACACUUCAGGUGCUCAACUGCCGCGUCGAGGACUCGGGCAUCUACACGGCCAAAGCAACGGACGAGAACGGCGUUUGGUCCACGUGCUCGGCCCAGCUCCUCGUCCAAGAGCUGACGGAGGAGGAGCGCGCCCGCCGCAUCGCCGAGAAAUCUCCGUUCUUCAUGGUCCGCAUGAAGCCCACGCAGGUCAUCGAGAACACCAACCUAUCCUACACCAUCCACGUCAAGGGCGACCCAAUGCCCAAUGUAACCUUCUUCAAGGACGAUAAGGAGCUAAAGGAGGACGCGCGCGUCACCAUUCACCGCGACGCCGCCAUCGGCCACUAUGAGCUGCUCAUCACUCACGUCCAGCGAGAGGACGAGGGAACCUACAAGUGUGUUGCAACAAACAAGUUCGGAAAGGCCGAGUGUGAGGCCUCCAUGACGGUGACCGAUGAAGAAAUGUUGUACGAAAGUCUCAGCGGUAAGGGAUCUCUGCUCGCCAAGGGAGAAAAGGCAGAGUUCAAGUGGUUCCGCGAUGGAGUUGAAUUCGACCCUCACGAGAGGUUCAAUGUUAUGUUCAAGGACGACGAGGACACCCUGGCACUGGUGUUCCAGAACGUGACUCCCGAGGACGCCGGUCUCUACACCUGCGUUGCGUCCACCUCCUGCGGCAAGAUCUCCUGCUCUGCCGAGCUCACUGUGGAAGGUUCCAUUAACCGUCUGCAGCGCGACCCAGAACCACCAAACUUCAAGGAAGAACUCACUGAUACUCAGGUCAAUGUUGGAGGAUCGGCCAUGUUAGAGUGCAAGAUUGGCGGAUACCCCAAGCCUGAACUCGCAUGGACCCGUAAUGGCCUGGACGUUAAGGCUGGUGGAAGGGUCAAAUUCCUCUGGGAAGACGAAGAAAGCGUCGCCCUCAUCAUUAAGAACUGCGAGGAGAAGGACGCUGGACUGUACCGCGUCAUCGCAAAGAACGAGCUCGGAGAAGUCAGUUGCUCCGCCAAGCUGGGAAUCAAAGCCGGACCGAAGAUUGUGAGUAUGAAGAAGGAGGUAGCGUGCGUCGUCGGCCAGAAACUCGACUACCGCGUCGAAGUCGAGGGAGAGCCCACGCCCGAAAUCAGGUGGGAUGCCGUAUUGAGAAAGUAUCUUGCGGCUAUUGGAAAGGAGAGGGAAAGCAUUUGUGAUUGCAUCUGCAAGUAUGAUUCUCAUGAGAAAGUGAGACUCUUGAGGGCUUGGAUCCCAUCACCACGUGGCAUACGAACCCGAGCGCACCGCCACCACCUCAACAGUUUGAUACGUGUGGAUAUAUCGCUCCCAGAGAAGAUGGCUGGUCAGAGCCUGAGCGACGUCGUCAACCAGAAUUUUAGGGGAAUCAGUGCCAAAUACAAAAUUGACUUUAUAUAUGCUCUUCAUGUGUAUCCAAUUAGAGUGGUGUUUGCUUUGUACGGUCCUCUGGGCACCCUGUGA